CCCCCAAAUCUUUUGAUUUAAAUUUGGAGGGCUCACCAAUACCUGUGAAAGACUUUCAAAAAGUCGCCGUGGAUCUUGUGAACUGCCUCAGAUGUACAUCCCACAUUCAAUUCAUGCCCCUUUGGCUCCUUUAUUUAUAGCUCAUAUAAUUUAUUGUUCACCUUGUCCAUAACCACUUGUGUGGUUGCUUCAUUUUAAGGAUUCAUACAUAAGAGAGAGAGAGAGAGAGAGAGAGAGAGAGAGAGAGAGAGAGAGAGAGAGAAUGAAGAACAUUCACACAUUUUUGACCAUUUCAAUCCUCUUCAUGAUACUAACAGUCACUAAAAGCCUCUUGCCCCACCAUUAUAUUCCGAGCACCUUCAACGAAAAAGUUACUUAUGCCAAAGAUGAUAGUGACAAGUACCACGAGAAUGGAGCAAAGGUAGAGCUUGGGAUGGAACUGUACCCAACAGGUUCAAGCUUGCCAGACUGCUCCCAUGCAUGUGGGCCAUGCUUUCCUUGCAAGAGGGUGAUGAUCAGCUUCAAGUGUUCAACCGAGUCUUGCCCAAUUGUUUACAGAUGCAUGUGCAGAGGCAAAUACUAUCAUGUGCCUUCCAACUGACCAAGUGGUUUCAAAUUUCUGAACAAAAUUGCCACAGAGUAACAAUGGAGCUGCUGAUUUCUAGUGGUGAUGACUUAAAGUGUUAGUUUGUAGUUUGUUGGAGCAUUUAGCUAGGCAGAACUUUGUUUCCCUUUCGGCCAAAAACUUCUUUUUGGCAUUAGGAAGAGAAAGAGAAAAGAGACAUGGGAAGUCUCUAUAUGUAUGUAGGCAUGAUAGAAUGAGUUUUGUGACUUGUGAGUUAAUUUGGUUAUUAGAAUAGAAUGUGUUCUUGUCUUCCGUUUUUAGCCUAAAAUGCAAGCAACU
This is a messenger RNA of Rhododendron vialii, 904 nucleotides long. Its product is annotated as EPIDERMAL PATTERNING FACTOR-like protein 6. The transcript has 3 exons. The record is from RefSeq and is a predicted model, not a curated record. Lineage: Eukaryota; Viridiplantae; Streptophyta; Magnoliopsida; Ericales; Ericaceae. Gene Ontology annotation, biological process: guard cell differentiation; stomatal complex development. The coding region runs from base 263 to 601 and encodes 112 amino acids.